GGAUAAAACUUUGAACUUUUUAAGACACAGUUUCUAUUGAGCUGCGGUGACGCUGUAGCUUGAGGGUGAAAUUAUACUUUUUAAAGCGAGGCGGCUGUGAGGGGCUGGAUGAGAGGAGGAGUUUUUCUCUCACUUGUGGAAUAAAGGCGACGCGGAGCUGCAUGAAGACACUGCAGCAACCAGAGCUCAGAUGUAAGAUUUAUGUGCUUGAUAUUGUAGACGUAGUACAUUAUGGGAAAAUUGUGUGCAAGUAGCUAAAGUGCGAGUGUUUACAGUCUCCAGACAGAGUGCCUCCCUGACCCCUGCAUUAUAACCAGUGGAGGAAACAGAAUCUCGGAUUCGAUUUUGGGGCUUAAAUAAGGAAGAUGCAGGAUUACGAGGAGUCCGUCUUGUUUCUGGGCAGCUGGGGCCCGUUCCAGAGGAGAAUCUUCUUUGUUCUUUCCCUCGCCUGCGUUCCAUGUGGAUACAACAUCCUGUCUGUCAUCUUCCUGCUGGCCAGCCCCCCACACCACUGUAACAUCCCUGCCCACAGCAACCUGAGCCAGGAGUGGAUCCAGGCCAUCAUCCCAGUAGAGCAGGUGGCCGGGCAGCCGGAGAAAAGCAGCUGCAGCCGGUACGAGCUGGACCUGGUUAGGAACCUGUCUGCAUUUGGAGUCAGUCCAAACUGGUUGCAGAACCAGUCGGCGUCGGAAUCGAGGCCAGAGGCUCUUCUGUCACAGCUGAAGCGGGAGGCCUGUAGAGAUGGAUGGAACUACAGUACGGAGCACUUCCAGUCCACUGUGGUCACGGAGUUUGACCUGGUGUGCAGCGACCAGUGGAAGCAACCUCUGACCUCUCUCGUCUACUUUCUGGGAGGACUUUCUGGAUGCUUCAUCUCCGGACUAAUCUCUGACCGGUUUGGCAGGAAGCCCGUCCUGUUCGGGUCUAUCGCCGUCCUCAGCAUCUUCAGCAGUGCUGUGGCUCUCGCUCCAUCCUGGCCUGUCUUCACUGUUCUCUUCUUUAUGCUGGGCCUGGGUCAGAUCGCCUCAUACAUAGCCGUGUUUGUGCUGGGCUCAGAAAUCCUCGUGGGCUCCAGCAGAAUCCUCUUCUCCAGUCUGGGCCAGCCUUUCGUCUAUGUAUCCUCCAUGAUGCUGCUGCCAGGAACCGCGUACCUGGUCAGGAGCUGGAGACACCUGUCGCUCAUCAUGGCUGUGCCUGGCUUGGCUUGCAUCCCCCUCUGGUGGCUGGUUCCAGAGUCUCCUCGCUGGCUGCUGUCUCGGGGCCGCUUGCAGGAGGCCGAGCUUCUGCUGAGGUCAGCGGCUCUGGAGAACCAAGUGGAAGCUCCUCCAGUCAUUUUUCUCCCUCCCAAGGCUGAAAAAUCAGCGACACAUCAAGCAGAGUCUGUCAGCUUCCUGGACCUGCUGAAGACUGCAAACAUCCGGCAUAUAACACUGAAGCUGUGGCUAAUUUGGUUUUCUAUGAGCGCCAGCUACUUUGGCUUGUCCUUCAGCAUGUCCACUUUGUAUGGCAACCCCUUCCUGAACUACUUCCUGUUCACAGCUGUGGAGCUCCCGGCGUACUUUGCCAGCUGGCUGGCUGCACGCAGCUUCCCUCGCCGCCUUUCGUUCAUCGGCUUCUCCCUGCUGGGUGCGCUGGCGCUGCUCUUCAUCCAGGGCACCAUGAAAAGUUACCCAACGCUUACCAUGUCCCUAGUACUGUUGGGUAAAUUUGGUAUUCUGGCAGGAAAUGGGGUGAUGUACAUCUACACCGGAGAGCUGUCUCCCACAGUCAUCAGAAAUACGGCGAUGUCUUCCUGUGCCAUGUUCUCCAGAGUGGGAUCCUCUGUGUCACCAUAUUUGCUUGAGAUGGCUGAGUUUAACAAGCUUCUACCCUGGAUUACUUUGGGCGCUCUGUCACUUCUCGGCGUUCUUCUCUGCAUCUUCCUGCCAGAAACGUUCCGACAGCCACUUCCUGACACCAUUGAGCAGAUGCCGGUCAUGCAGUGGUUUGCAUGUCCCUGGGCCUGCAAAACAGCUCUGAAAGAAGAAGAAAAAAUUGCUAAGAAGCAGACUCCAUCAAUUGAGAUCAUCUACACGACUUGUUUAUAAAGCAGCCACUACCAGAACCAAGCUGUAUAGUUCUUUUUAUUUCAGAAAUACUCUGAAGGAGUUUAAAGUCAUGCAUCAACAAGUCUUCCAUGCAGCGAGAAAGAGAAUGUUGUGGGACUCAGAAACAACCUAAACUCAAAUUGACCUAAGAGUGAGAGACAUGAAAGCACACCGCAGCCUGCUGCAGCAAAUAACUUUUGCGCUUUGUUUCACCGAAGGACUGAAAUGCUGGAACUGAGAUGAGGAACGCAAUAUACGGUACAUAGAACUGAAAACGAAAGAACACUAUGAAGACAUCCUAUGAUGGUUUUCUGACAUCAGUAAUUUCUGAAUAUUCAGUUAGUUAAAUUAUUAAAUUGUUUUGGAAAUUA
Poeciliopsis prolifica (blackstripe livebearer) is the source of this 2458-nucleotide messenger RNA. Its product is annotated as solute carrier family 22 member 4-like. Gene Ontology annotation, molecular function: transmembrane transporter activity. The transcript is spliced from 11 exons. Gene Ontology annotation, biological process: transmembrane transport. The coding region runs from base 366 to 2087 and encodes 573 amino acids. The record is from RefSeq and is a predicted model, not a curated record. NCBI's taxonomy places the organism in Eukaryota, Metazoa, Chordata, Actinopteri, Cyprinodontiformes, Poeciliidae. Gene Ontology annotation, cellular component: membrane.